This is a messenger RNA of Cricetulus griseus (Chinese hamster), 1084 nucleotides long. Lineage: Eukaryota; Metazoa; Chordata; Mammalia; Rodentia; Cricetidae. The record is from RefSeq and is a predicted model, not a curated record.
GGGAAACCGAGGCGAUAUUUCCGCUUCCGUCAGGGGAAGGAAGUUAGUGUCUCCCGGGUGAAGCGGCCUUGGCUGCGAGGAAGAGCUGGUACAGUGCUAGGAUUAAAGGUGUGAGCCACCAACGCCCCGCCCAUCCUGCACUUCUAUAAGACAGAAGCAAGGUCUCAGAGAGGCACUCGUUCUCCAGCUACUCCGAAGAGAGGCAGCAGUUUGAGACUUGGUGAAGAGCUUGUGUGUGGAACAGCCCUGUCAGCCUGAGCUAGAGGUUUCAUCCCCCUGCAGCCAUGGGACGAAGGAAGUCUAAACGGAAGCCACCCCCCAAGAAGAAGAUGACAGGCACCCUGGAGACCCAGUUCACUUGCCCCUUCUGCAACCACGAGAAGUCCUGUGACGUGAAAAUGGACCGUGCUCGAAACACUGGAGUUAUCUCCUGUACCGUGUGCCUAGAGGAAUUCCAGACACCCAUCACAUAUCUGUCAGAACCAGUGGAUGUGUACAGCGAUUGGAUAGACGCCUGUGAAGCAGCUAAUCAGUAGCAAUAUCAAGGAACUGCCCCCUCAGCAGUACUGACCCGGGUACCAGUCCAGAGACAUUCCAGGGCAAUGACAGCCCUCCCUCCGUGUAUGGACUGGAUUCGAAUGAGUGGAUGUGUGUGGGGCUGCGGAGGUGGCUGUAACAGUGACCCUGACUGCUUGUGGUAGGCUGGAGGUGAGGGGUUGCUGGGUCUCACCAUGCUGCUCAGGGUGGCCUCAAAUGACUCUGAAAGCCUUCGAGUUGCUCCCUUCUUCAGCCCCCAACCCUUUACCCAAGGUUUCUGGCUCCUCUGGUGACCGUUUCCUGACAUCCCUGCAAAGAAUAGCUGUGGGACCACCAGUCUCCUCAGCCACCUCACCAGCACAUGGUCCUUGAGGACCUGGACCCCCUGUCCUUCCUACCUCCUUGUGCUUGUGGCCUCGGAGUCAAGGUCCUUUGCUGGGCUUUGCCUGGGAACCCGUUUUCCUCUUCCUUUGCUUUUGUAGAAAAGGUAGGGGCUGGUUCAGGAACUCACAAGCCUGUCAAUAAAGCAGCCAGUGCGGAUCCCUGA